This is a messenger RNA of Pistacia vera, 1639 nucleotides long. RefSeq names its product protein odr-4 homolog. Bases 67 to 1527 code for a protein of 486 amino acids. The record is from RefSeq and is a predicted model, not a curated record. Gene Ontology annotation, cellular component: endomembrane system. Gene Ontology annotation, biological process: intracellular protein localization. The transcript has 11 exons. Lineage: Eukaryota; Viridiplantae; Streptophyta; Magnoliopsida; Sapindales; Anacardiaceae.
CACCAAACUCUUUUAACUAUUUUCUGGAAGCUCCAAUUCUGUUGAUCCCAGCCUGAGUGAAUAACAAUGGUUAAAGGGGUGGUUGGUGAGGAAACUCAACUCAAAUUAGCCGAAGAUCGCCUCUCUCAAUCUACUCUCCCUGCCCAGGUUGGUCUUGUAAUAGGCAAGCUAAGCUCCACUCUAGACCGAGGUUUUGUCUUCGAUUUAAUCCCUACCCCUCAAAACGAUGCCGGAGAGGCAGCUUGUCUUCUUAAUGAAACUACCUCCAAAGACGAAAAGAAAAAGACCUCCAAAUCCAAAUCUCAACCCUCCGAUUCUCCCUCUUUAGUCAUCGACCAGGAUUGGGUCGCCGAACAUGCGCGUCAGGUUUCAAGAAUGCUGUUAGGAGGUAUGAAAGUGAUUGGUAUUUAUGUGUGGGCUAGUGAUAGCGCGUUCAAGAAUUCUACUGUCGCUCUUUACCAGACGGUGAGUGGAGUUGCAAGAGCAGCCCCUUUUAUGGGGACGGAUAGCGGUGAAAGAUUGAUAAUCCACAUUUGUUAUAGUCCACGGAAGUGGACAUGUCGGAAUUGCACGGUAGCUUCAAAUACUGUUACAUCAACUAGCUUAAGACCUUGUGAUUUCAAAAUGGGAAAGGUCUUAAAUUCACUUCAAACUUUUAAGUGCACCUACAACUUCAGUAUUGGAUUGCCAGUAUAUAAUGAGGGUGCACCAGAUGCACCAAUACUCAGUGACAUUCUUCGCCAGGGAAUUUUGAAUCAUGCAAAUGAGCUGACAAGUGCAAAGGCUAUUUUAGAUGGAAAUUUGGUUGUUAAUGAUGAGCCAUGCACAACAGAUGGUUUGCAUGAAGUAGAGUUGCUUCUACCAUUCUCAAAUGAUACAUCUGCAAAAGCUUGCAGCCAAAAGGAUGUUGUUGGUCUUCUUGUCUUCAAUGGCUCCUUGUGUUCUUUUGCUUAUUUGAAUUCAAAAGAACCAAUUUCAGAGGCUAUUUCUGAAAUAAAGGGUGAUAUUACCAGGAGUCUGCAAAGCAGAUUAGAUAUCAUCUGUGAUGAGGCUGAUGAAGAUCAGGUUCCAGCUGACAUUAUUGGCAAGGAAGCAAGCAAUGGGAAACCUGUUUCCAGACUUGUCCUGCACUCCCUGAGGAAAACAUGCAAUCUUUCAUUUCCUCGGAGAGUCUUUGUUCCUUGGUUGGCUGGCACAUUUAUUGGUGACUACUUGCAAUCAUCUGAGACACUUGAGGUGCUUAAAGAUCAUUUUGUUGAGUUGAUGUCCAUGGAACCUGUCUCUGAUUCCUCAACGAUCUUGGAAGCUGAAGUAGAAGCCCCCACAGUAAUAAUCUCUAAAUCCUUUUGGGAUGUAGCAGAUAACUAUCACUCAGGAUUCAACUCUUCCUCGGAGAAUAAAGGAAUUGACGCAAAGGAAAAAAGCAAACAACCUGUGAAGACAGCUAAUUACAACGUCAUGGCUGCGAUUUUGUUCCUUAUUCUCUCAAUUUUGGUAGGUUUAUUGCUUACUGUCAAGAGAAUAUAGCUCAUUUAGCAAAUUCUUGCUCAUAAAUUAGAUGGUUCAAGUUUUUGUCGUCCAAAAAAUUAGUUACAUUGAUUUUAUUUUUAUUUUUUAAGAAGUUGGGACUUGGGAGGAA